This is a messenger RNA of Lycium ferocissimum, 2493 nucleotides long. Its product is annotated as TGACG-sequence-specific DNA-binding protein TGA-1A-like. Bases 597 to 1718 code for a protein of 373 amino acids. The record is from RefSeq and is a predicted model, not a curated record. Gene Ontology annotation, biological process: DNA-templated transcription; regulation of DNA-templated transcription. Lineage: Eukaryota; Viridiplantae; Streptophyta; Magnoliopsida; Solanales; Solanaceae. Gene Ontology annotation, molecular function: sequence-specific DNA binding; DNA-binding transcription factor activity. The transcript has 9 exons.
UAAUGCAUCAAAUGGUUUGGAAAGUUGAAUUUGAUUUGUUGGUUUGAAGUUUUACCUUAUUUGGUAGUCCUUUUUAACCCCUUUUAGUUUAAAGUUUGAGUCUUUAUUGCCAGAACAGUCAUUUGUUCGUUCUUUUCAUUUAUUGUCUGAUUGGUUAUAAUAAGUUAGCUUGUUUGACCUUUCACCCUUUUCUCUGUAAUUGAACUGUAUUCUUGCCUGAAGAAGAAAUGGAGACUUUUUUCAUUUUAUGAUUCAGUUUUAAGUUUGUAUGCUAAGUGCAUGAUUUUUGGACAAGAAAUUUGAGACAAUAAAGCUUGUUUUAAAUUGCUUUUUUGGGUGUGAAGCUCCUUUGAUUGUUUUGUUAGACUUUGAUGCUAUUCUUUGGUUUGUUGAGUUCGAGUUUAAGGAAAGAUCAACUCUUUUUGAUUGGCUUUAGCUGUUGGAUUUGCUUUUUGAUGACUUCAAAACAUGAACUUGUUUCCUUGACUUUUUUUCCACUCCUUUCUUGGAUGGUAUAAUGUUAUGUAACAAACAGACACCACAAAAAGGACAGGGAGUUGUUGAAAUGGCCUUUUAUUGGAAGUUGUCCAAAGACAAUGAAUUCUUCAACAUAUACUCAAUUUGUUGCCUCUAAAAGGAUGGGUAUAUGUGACCCAAUCCAUCAAAUUGGCAUGUGGGGAGAUUUCAAAGAUAGCAGUUUCCCAGAUACGGGUGCGACCUUGAUUUUUGACGUCGAUAAUUGCCUGGAGAACGAGGUGCCUAUUAUGGACAAAAGACUAGACAAUGAGACAGAGGAACCUUCACAUGGAACAGUUGGAACGUCUAGCAGAUAUGAACCAGAAACAAAUAAACGUAUCGAAAAGGUGCAUAGACGGCUUGCACAAAACCGUGAGGCUGCUCGUAAAAGUCGUUUACGGAAGAAGGCCUACGUUCAGCAGUUGGAAAGUAGUAAACUGAAGCUGCUUCAGUUGGAACAAGAACUAGAUCGUGCUAGACAACAGGGUCUAUAUGUAGGUGGUGGUUUAGAUGCUAGUCAGAUAGGUUGCUCUGGAACUGCAAAUUCAGGAAUAACUACGUUUGAAAUGGAGUAUGGUCAUUGGGUGGAAGAGCAAGAUAGACAAACAGAUGAAUUAAGGAGUGCUUUGCUUUCCCAAAUUGGUGAAAUUGAAUUGCCCAUUCUUGUGGAGGGUUGCUUGAAUCACUAUAUUGAUCUCUUUCGCUUGAAAGCUACAGCCGCAAAUACCGAUGUCCUCUACCUUAUGUCUGGCACAUGGAAGACAUCAGCUGAGCGUUUGUUCUUUUGGAUUGGAGGGUUUCGUCCCUCCGAACUUCUAAAGGUUCUCACGCCACAUAUGGAGCCAUUGACAGAACAGCAAGGCCGGGAGGUUCACAACCUCACCCAAUCCUGUCAGCAGGCAGAAGAUGCGUUGUCCCAAGGUAUGGUAAAACUCCACCAGAUUCUUGUUGAGGCUGUUGCAGCUGGUACACUAGGCGACGGAAUUAUCCUUCCACAGAUGGCCGCUACCAUUGAGAAGUUGGAAGCUCUUGUUAGAUUUGUAAAUCAGGCAGAUCAUCUUCGCCGAGAAACCCUACUACAAAUGUCCUGCAUACUGACUCCCCAACAAUCAGCUCAGGGUCUCCUUGCCUUAGGAGAGUACUUUAAACGUCUUCGGGCACUAAGCUCACUUUGGUCCGGUCGUCCUUCUGAACCGACUUAAAGAAGUAAGAAAGAGCUACCCAGGGGUUUCAACUUUGCCAAUCAAAGCUGUGUGGGCUAAAUCUGCCUCUUGUUGCCAGUAAAAGAUGGAACAUAAUAUCAGCUGGCGCCCGUUCGGAUACUGCUUCGUCCCUGAUUGAAAUCUGUAUAUAAGUUCUGGUAUGCUGUAAUUGGAAAUUUGAAAUUGCAUUUUUCAUCUUUUCACAUUGGUUUUGAUGAUUGUAAAUCAAUAUGGUCUUGAGAGGUUAUCUAGGAACUCUUGCGAGAUGAAAGUUACUCCAAGUUAUGGUGCCUCUCUGUAUUUAAUUGUCUAUGAUGGGAGCGAUGAUAUGCCAAGCAAUUUUUGAAUGCUUUGCAGAUGAACAACUGCUAUAAAAGAAAGAAAGCAAUAUGGCAUGAGCAAUAUUAUGUUGUGGAAAAUUUGCACAUACAUGCUAAUUUCUGCAGAUUUUCUUCCAAAAAUAUUGUUGGUUGUCCAGACCCUGUUAAUACCGAGUUCAGCUGUGGCAUAUUCCAAAUUAUUAAAGUUCGCUGUUUACUCCGAGGCAAUGGGCAAGUUCAGCUUUGCUGCUCCUCUUGUAGUCGUAAUACUCGGCUUGUUACUGCUUUUAAUGUAAUUGAUGGUUCCCGACUUUAUCUGCUCUCUGUUGGGGUGAUAGCCAAGGAGAGAUGUAGGACUUCUAGAUUCAAGUUCAAUAAGCUCUUUGUUAGUUGUCUCUGUUGUUUUUGUUGAAUUGCGUUCUGUUGAUCAUGUUAUUACAGCUUGUUUUUCUCUA